AUGAAUGAGUUGCUUCAAAAACACGGAUGUUCAAACGUGUUCUCAAUCCCUGAGGGUCUUCGAGAACUUAUGGCAGACAUAUCUAGAGAGGUGUUAAGAGAACAACCGAGAAAAAUAUUUGACUUCAUAGCGAACUAUCUAUCCGUACUUCUUGUCACGAGGGAGCAUGGAAUCUUGGCUGUCAAGAUCCUGGAAGAUCUAUGUGACUGCAAGCCAUCGGUGUCCGAACAUCUGAUCCAGCUGGGCAUGGUCAAGACUGAAGCUGAAAUGCUCGCCCAAGUCAUCAAGGAGGAGAUUGAGAGCGUCAUUGCUGUAGAAGGGAGAGAGAAGAUAAGAGAAGAAGAGAUCCUGAAGAAGGUGCUGAAGAGAAGCGCAUUAGAUGAAGAACUGACGGCUCAGGUGUGCGAGGUCACCAGGAACGCAUACCGCGAUUACUGGUACCGCAAGAAAUUGCUGGAGCAGAAUCUGAAGGUACAACCUGAUCAGCCGUGGGAGAUUGCCGCCCAACACACCUUGGAGAUUUACAAGAGAACCAAACCCUCAUACAGUGAACUGACAAGAGCUACCCAAAGAAUCCAGGCAGCCUACAAAGGCUACUAUGUCCGCAAGAAGAUGCUGAAGCACUUGCAACCGAAGAAGAAGCAUGCUCCAAAGUCGGAGGUCCCUGGUCCUCCAACAGAUAUCGCCGAAGCUAGAGAAAUGGAUCUUGGACGAGUUGUUGACGUGAAAGUGAAACAAGAUGACGUAGACAAGAUGUUUGCAGAUGAAGAAAAGAAGGCACUGAACUUAGGUUACGACCCUAACAAAGUGAUAAUGUAUCAUGAAGAAGGGGAAGGCGAUCCGCUGGAAAUGGCAACCGUCGAGAGGAAAACGAGCAGGAUGAUGUCUUCAAAGAGCAUGAGCGCACAUCUCUUUAGUUCUCAUGACGUCAAAGAUAAAGAUUCUCAACAUGCUGCAUCACCGUCCCCACAACCGACCGAAGAGCUUCCGCCAUCAAAAGAUGAGCAAACCACCCGGAUUUCGUUCGGAGUUCCUCAAUACAAGGAGAUAAAUGAUGAGUUAAAGGCUGUAGCUUCGAUAGCGCAGGCAGGUGCUGAGACGCCUAAGGAGGAGGCAGUCGCUGAGGUAGCAGAAGCUAUUGAGGUGCCCCCCGAGGUGCCUGCGGUUCCCGAGGUCGCUGAGGUAGCUGCUGAAGUACCUGAAGAUAUUACAGUGGACGAUGACAGUGCACCAGCAGCAUCCGUGCCGUCUUCGGCACCAGACACAGCUCGCUCCACUGAUGUUGAGGACACUACCGCUCCUGACACAGCAGACACUGGUGGGGAAACUGGCACUGGUGGAGCAUCUACUGAAGAAGAGGGAGAAUGA
This is a messenger RNA of Pectinophora gossypiella (pink bollworm), 1368 nucleotides long. RefSeq lists its product as uncharacterized. Bases 1 to 1368 code for a protein of 455 amino acids. The transcript is spliced from 9 exons. Gene Ontology annotation, molecular function: calmodulin binding. The record is from RefSeq and is a predicted model, not a curated record. Lineage: Eukaryota; Metazoa; Arthropoda; Insecta; Lepidoptera; Gelechiidae.